AUGACAGUUUUCUCCCCCACAACCCUGUCAGAAGCAGAUGACAGCAAUGAGACCCCAUCUUCUGAGGAGGACCAGGACCUCCUGGAGUAUUCGAAAGAUUUGGCUUUCAACCAGAUGACCCCGAGGAAAAGCAUCACUCAGAUCAUCAAGGACAAGAAGAAACAGACUCAUUUGACCCUUCAAUGGCUGGAUGAAAACUACACUGUUUGUGAAGGGGUUUGUCUGCCACGUUGCAUCCUGUAUGCUCACUACCUAGACUUCUGUAGGAAGGAGAAACUGGAUCCAGCCUGUGCUGCUACAUUUGGCAAGACAAUUAGGCAGAAAUUUCCACUUCUUACAACAAGAAGACUUGGGACCCGAGGUCAUUCAAAAUAUCAUUAUUAUGGGAUUGGCAUCAAAGAGAGCAGUGCCUAUUAUAACUUGGUGUACUCAGGAAAAGGCUUGACGAGAUUUUCAGGGAGCAAACUCAACAAUGAGGGAGGGUUCACUCGGAAAUACUCCCUCAGUUCCAAAACAGGAACUUUACUUCCAGAAUUCCCAAGUCCACAGCAUCUAGUGCUUCAAAGUUCCAUCUCUAAAGAGAAGGUGGACACGCUCAUCGUGAUGUACAAAACACAUUGUCAGUGCAUCCUGGACAAUGCCAUCAAUGUCAACUUCGAAGAGAUACAGAAUUUCCUGAUGCAUUUCUGGCAAGGAAUGCCCGACCACCUCUUACCCCUGCUGGAGAACACCAUUAUCGUGGACAUCUUCUGUGUGUGUGACUCUAUACUAUAUAAGGUUCUGACAGAUGUCCUGAUCCCUGCUACGAUGCAGGAGAUGCCUGAAAGUCUCCUGGCAGACAUCCGUAACUUUGCCAAGCACUGGGAACACUGGAUGGUGUCUUCUCUGGAAAACCUCCCAGAAUGCCUCUCAGAGAAGAAGCUCCAGAUCGCACGCAGAUUUGUGUCCUCUCUAAAACGUCAGACCUCCUUCUUACACCUUGCCCAGAUUGCAAGACCAGCUCUUUUUGACCAGAAUGUGGUGAACUCAAUGGUGGUGGAUAUAGAAAAAGUGGAUUUGAACAGCAUAGGGUCACAAGCCCUUCUCACCAUCUCAAGUGGAGACCAAGACUCUGACCUCUACUCUGAAUAUGACUCAAUAACAGUGUUCCAAGAGCUGAAAGACCUACUGAAGAAGAAUGCCACUGUGGAAUCCUUUAUCGAGUGGCUGGACACUGUUGUGGAGCAGAAAGUCAUAAAGCCUGGGAAGCAGAAUGGACGGUUCAUAAAGAAGCGAGCUCAGGACUUCCUCCUCAAGUGGAGUUUCUUUGGAGCACGUGUUAUGCACAACCUCACAUUGAACAACGCCACCAGUUUUGGUUCGUUCCAUCUCAUCCGCAUGCUGCUGGAUGAGUAUAUCCUACUGGCUAUUGAGACACAAUUCAACAACAACAAAGAACAAGACCUUCAGAAUCUCCUAGAUAAGUACAUGGGAAAUGCAGAUGCCAGCAAGGCUGCAUUCACUGCCUCCCCCAGCUCCUGUUUCCUGGCCAACCGUAACAAGUCCAGUGCGGUGUCCAGUGAUCUGUCUGUGAAGAACGAGUCCCUCUCAGAACACGCAUACAUGACCCUGUCAGCCAAUCAUCAGCAGGCUCCGGGAGCAAACAUGGCCAUCUACCAGGGCUCUGAAACCGAUGGAUUCUGCCUGUCAGGACAAAUGGACUUUUCCCAGAACAGUGGCCCUCUGAUGACCCCUCCCAUCUCCCCAGCCAUGGUGAACAGGGGCAGUGUCAUCAACCAGGGCACCAUGGCCAUCAGACCCCAGAGCGGCUGCACCACCAUCCAGCCCCACAUCUCCUGCCAAGCCUUCCCAGACACCAUGUACCAGAGCCUCCCUCCCAGCAGCCCCAGCUACUACCCCACCACCUCCAACUACCAGGCUGUGUUCAGGCCCCAGACACACGCCCAGGCCCCUGCCUACCUCACCCGCUCUGACAGCAGCCACUACCCGUCCUUCAGUGAACAGCACCUGGCCAAAGACUACUUCAACAGCAGCUGUGCAGUGUCCCCCUACAGCUCCAGACACACCUCCAAUUACAGCACAGUCCCUGAUCCUGGGAUGGAGACUCAGGGGGUUGAGCUACUGGACUCUGUAGGAUACAACUUUGAUGGGAGUGGGUUAAACAGUAGUGGCUGUCAGGAGUCUGCCUACUCAGCAGCAGGACACAAUGGGUACUACGGAAACAGUAGCUACCUGGAUAGCCAGAGGCUGGGUUCCAUGAUAGACCAGCAUGUGUCAGUUAUCAGCAGUGUGAGCAGUAUCCGCUCAGUCCCAGUGUACGGUGAAGUACACGACCCCCUCAACAUCCUGGAUGACACGGGCAGGAAGACGGCUGGGCCUUACUACACCGAGUCUGACUCACUGGGCUCCCACACACCUGGAGCUCUUACCCUCCCCUCCUCGGUCUCUGCACCCUGCAUGUACGGAGGUCCUGCCCAGUUCCACUCCCAGGAUGCACUGCUUCCUCACCGGGCACCAUCUGAGGUACGGGACAUGAUGUCAUCGCUGCCCCCCAUCAACACUGUGUUCAUGGGGUCUAGUGGAGGAGGAACGUGAGCCGUGACUGUCCCUCCCACCACCAACACUCCUCAAGCUCCUCCCACACCACUCAGUCACUGUAAACAGUGACGCAGAUCACAGACAGAAAUAUGCUCAGUGUAUCUCUCUUGUGUAGCCUUAGCGUUGGGGAAACUACUCUGAAAAUGUAGUUUACCAAGUUACCAAUGACUUCAUACUGGAAGAAGUGAAGAUACAGUAAAGCUACCCUUAAGAAAAUGUUACUUUCAAAAAGUAGUUCACUACAUCCAAACUACUUUGGGAUCAAUAGUUAUAUCUAAUUCUGAAAGAUCAUAGACUAUAAAUUGCUCGACAUAUCACUCUGUAGUCAGAUUUUAACAGAAUGUUUAUUUUAGCCUAUUAAACACAAAAACUUUCAAGUGAGAAUUAGGAAGGUCUGAUGGCAAAAAACUUCACCCAUAUGAUGGCCUACUUCACCCAUAUGAUGGCCUACUUCACCCAUAUGAUGGCCUACUUCACCCAUAUGAACUACGAAAAACACCACAAUUAGAAUUUAGUUCAACUAUCACCAAGCUACUGCAAAAUGUAGUUACAUUACUCGUUGAACUACAUAUAUUUCACUACUCCCCCCACACUGUGUAGCCAAUAUAUAUUUUGUAAAUUGAUGAAGGCCUCAGCUGUUCAAUGUUCAGUGAAAUAUUUUAUUGAACUGAAUUAAUUCCUAAUUUGCAAUUCAACCAUUUUAAUAUAAUUCAAUCUGUUCCUGUUCAUCUUCAUGUGGCCAGAGGAGACUUUGUAAGUUAACAUGUAAAUAAAUACCGUAGAAUAAAGCGAGUUAUGUCAAAUUUGAAAUUGUUGGAGGCAUAAUCAGUCAAACCUGCAAGACAGGUUUGAUUGAUUAUGACAAGUUAAAAAAACAAAAACAUGUUAUUUAUUUGAGUUGCCUUUAUAGCCUAUUACGGUGUAAUAUUAAUGUCUGAAAUGUAAACUUGUACUUAUCUGUAUAUGGCCGAAUGAGAGGUAGGAACUUAGAAAUGACUGUUGUUUUCAAUUCAAAUGUAUUAAAUAACAUGAACUUUUGCUUAACUAACACAUCAACAUGUCGAGAGAGAGGCAGAAAGAGACACUUGGUUAGGUCGCUUUCAUGUGCUCCUUUUGGCUGGUCGUCAAUACAUCCAACAGAACAGUCUCUCUUAUCUCACAAUUCAAAGCCCCCAGUGUCAAAACUCUGAAUAAACAGUCCUUUUAAUUGGUAAACUGGGCGAGGAAAGAAAGAUUACCGUCCGGAAACACAAUUGUAGAAAGCAGCGGAUCAAAGUUGAGCUUUAUCUGUGAUUAUGUGAUUAUGUGAUUUCACCAUUGUACAAUGGAGGGAGAUAUGGUUGGAUAAAGGUGUUGACCAGAAACUAGAACCAAUAAGACAUGUAUGACCCACAGCAGGAUCAAGCUGUUUAUACAUAGUGACCCUUUAGAGAAACAGAGAUUGUUUUAUUCACCCACAGGUUGUCCAAAUUCAGCUUUGUUAGUCUUGGAGCAGAUGGAAGCUAAUAAAACCAUAAUCAGUAACAUUAGAUUGACCAGGGCAUUUGUGUGGUGAAAUGACAUCAUUUCAAAGCGAUACACUUUAUUUAAAUGUAUGGAGUUGAUACGUACACUCGCAGGCUAUGGAUGAAUGUAGACUAUUCAGCAUUUGUUUCCACAACAUGAAUAAACAAAGCAAAAUGAAUGAUAACAUUACCCACCUAUCAGCCUUAUCCUUUAGCUACUCAGGGGGAAAAUCCAUUUCAGCCCAUGGACAGGAACAGAUGGCUUGAAAUGUAAUGAUUACAAAAUUCCCAACGUUAACACAGUUGAAUUACAAAGUCAAUAAUGCCUCCCAACAGUUGCAGGGCCUUUAGUGUAAAAACAACAGAAGGUUGAAUGCAAACUUUGGGACAAUGUUUAACUAGAACUUUGCAUUAGGCGGUGAGUCUCCAUAUGUAGCCCAGGUGAGCCAAAG
Messenger RNA from Oncorhynchus tshawytscha (Chinook salmon), 4555 nucleotides. It is a transcript of the gene rfx6, whose product is annotated as regulatory factor X, 6. Gene Ontology annotation, biological process: regulation of transcription by RNA polymerase II. The transcript has 18 exons. NCBI's taxonomy places the organism in Eukaryota, Metazoa, Chordata, Actinopteri, Salmoniformes, Salmonidae. Bases 1 to 2595 code for a protein of 864 amino acids. The record is from RefSeq and is a predicted model, not a curated record. Gene Ontology annotation, molecular function: DNA-binding transcription factor activity, RNA polymerase II-specific; RNA polymerase II cis-regulatory region sequence-specific DNA binding.